Alosa alosa (allis shad) is the source of this 1400-nucleotide messenger RNA. It is a transcript of the gene zswim7, whose product is annotated as zinc finger, SWIM-type containing 7. Gene Ontology annotation, biological process: double-strand break repair via homologous recombination. The transcript is spliced from 6 exons. NCBI's taxonomy places the organism in Eukaryota, Metazoa, Chordata, Actinopteri, Clupeiformes, Clupeidae. Gene Ontology annotation, molecular function: zinc ion binding. The coding region runs from base 275 to 775 and encodes 166 amino acids. Gene Ontology annotation, cellular component: Shu complex. The record is from RefSeq and is a predicted model, not a curated record.
CGCAUUUAGAACUAGGUCGGACACCGUAGUACUGAUUAUCAAAGAGGGAAACCUAACUUGAACAGAACUGUGUAGGCAAUAUCUAUGGUGUAGGCGACUGCAUGUAAAUAAAGAGGAAUAAAUCGUUAACAUUAGUUAACUAAUUUGAGAUGGCUAAAAAGCAGCACUAGCGCAAAACUCGCUAUCGUCGUCAGAUACGUAGAAGCUACCACAACAACCAGCUAACGUUAACGUUAACGUCGUAAACACCAACGACCAUACAUACAUAUGUCAUAUGUCAUCCCCAAUUUUUCCUUUUGUUGCUGAACAGUUGCUAAAGGAUAUUGAAAAAAGUUACAAGGAACGAGCUCAGCUUCCUGAUGAUCUGCUCAUUGCGUUGCGGUAUGUAUUUGGGUCUUGUGCCCUCCAGGCCUUGGACCUUGUGGACCAGCGCUCUGUGACCUGUGUGUCAUCUCCUAGUGGCAGAAGAGUGUUUCGGGUCAUGGGGGGCUCAGGUCAGCGCUACACCUGCUUCACCUCCUGUCACUAUUGCCCAUGCCCGGCCUUCUCCAUACUGGUGCUGAAGCGGAACACCAGUCUGCUGAGCCCAUCACAGCAGCUCAGAAGCAAAGGAGGCAGCCACAGCACAGUGGUGGUGUUCAGAUGCUUGUCGUCACUAUGUAAGCACAUUCUGGCUGCCUACCUGUGCCAGGCUAUGGGGCUGUCCCAACAUGAGCAAGUGUCCGACCAGGACAUGUCACGAAUACUGGCAGGUCAAGCGGACACUGACUCAUAGAUGACGGACUCCAGCGCCGGACAACCACACAGAUGAAAGAUGAAUAAGGAUACCAUAGACAGCCCUGUAGAGUCUACAGUGACAUCCAGACAGGUCAGACAUAGCUGAAACACUCGCCAGUUCAGGCGAGUGAGGGGAAGAUGCUUUGUGUUCAGCAACUAGGAUGAUUUAGCCUUAUUACCUUUAGCAUCUGUCAAAACUAACUAGUAGUGAAAGUGAAAGUAAAAAGGGAUAUGUUCAUUUCGGCGAGGUCCCUGUGGACAAAAACAGUAAAAUACAGCUUUCAUACAGUAGGUUAUAUGAAACUACAUGUGUUCCUUUUCAUUUUCUGCUUUGCAAAUUUUGUUCAAACAUGAGCUCAGCUUCAAAUUUCACUUUGAAGCCUCUUGUGACCAGAUGUUAAGCCUGAUUUGCAUUCUCUGUGUGUUUGAGCCAAAAAAUAGCCAUUUAAUCCCUUGUCAAAGCAUGUAUGCAAUGUAUUGUUUCAGUUAACUUACCUUGUAUGUAUUUGUAGUGUCCCUUUAUUUUAAAAUAAGAAAUCUAGUCUGUUAUUGCUAAUAGGGAUCAGUAUAACUUGCUUGUUGUUCAAAGGUCUUACAUUUUACAAUAAACAUUUUUGACAUUU